AUGAAGGCCUUGUACUGUCAGCAGAAUUCACCUGGGGAGGAAGUGACCUUUGUCUUCCAGGAAAGAGAAAACCUUCAUCCUACAAGAGACAAUGAUGUGAAAGUACAAGUUAGAGCCUGUGCGCUGAGCUGGAUAGAUACAAAGCUACUGUCAGAAAUGAAAAUGGAGAAGGAGCUUUUACCUGUUGGUCGAGAAAUUUCUGGAAUUGUAUUGGAAGUUGGAAGAAAGGUGUCCUUUUUUCAGCCUGAUGAUGAAGUAGUAGGAAUUUUGCCCCUGGAUUCUGAAGAGUCUGGUCUUUGUGAAGUUGUUCUAGUUCAUGAGCAUUAUUUGGUUCGUAAACCAGAAAAAGUUUGCUGGGUUGAAGCAGCAGGGACUGUUCGUGAUGGCGUCCGAGCAUACACAGCUUUACACUACCUUUCCCAAGUCUCUCCUGGAAAAAGUGUCCUUGUAAUGGAUGGAGCAAGUCCGUUUGGUACAAUAACUAUUCAGUUAGCACAACAUAGAGGAGCUAAAGUAAUAUCUACUGCCUACAGUCUUGAAGAUAAGCAGUUCCUGGAGAGGCUUAGACCUGCUGUGGCCCGAGUGAUAGAUGUGUCGAACGGGAAGAUAGAUGUGGCAGAAAGCUGCUUGGAAGAAACAGGUGGCCUGGGAGUGGAUAUUGUAGUAGAUGCUGGAGUAAAAUUAUAUAGUGCUGAAGAUGAAUUGACUUCAAAAUCACAGUUGCUGCCUCAUAAGCAUGACAUCAUCACUCUUCUUGGUGUUGGGGGACACUGGAUAACAACAGAAAGAAAUCUGCAGCUGGAUCCUCCAGAUAGCCAUUCCUUGUUUCUUAAAGGAGCUACAGUCUCCUUUCUGAAUGAUGAGAUAUGGAACUUGUCCAAUAUACAGCAAGGGAAGUAUCUCUGCAUUUUAGAAGACAUAAUGGAGAAAUUAUCAAGUAGCGUUUUCAGGCCUCAGCUGGAUGAACCGAUCCCAUUGUAUGAAGCCAAAGUUUCUAUGGAAAUAGUUCAGAAGAAUCAAGCAAGAAAAAGACAAGUCAUUCAGUUCUGACACAUAAUUUCCCAAUUUCUAAGCCUGUAGAAGAUAAAGAAACAAAGUAUUUAAGAAGUAAAUUAAUGUACGCUUUCAAAUAAUUCUGUAACCAGAAUUUAAAGAUCUUUUGUACCUUGGCACAAAUGGUCUGUGAAGUUCCUGAGACUUCAGAGGAUUUUUCUGGGACUCAGUUAAGCAAAAUGUUUCCAUCAGCAACUACUAGAGACAGUCUUGACACACAAAUCUUGACUGCCCUGCUUGCUUUACAAAUGUCAGUAACAUCUAUGUGCAACCUCAUUUGUUGUUUUUCAACCAUAAGAAAUUAAAGUGGAAAAAAAUGCUGGUUUGGUUGUUUUAGUUCUCCCUUCUACAGCGCCUAUUAAUAAUCCCCUUCAGGUUUCCUUUUUCUUUUUGACUACAUUGAGACUGAGCACUGCCUGUAGUACACUUAAGUCUUCAAUGCACAUUUAAAAUUGUUCGAUAAUUGAAAGACAGGGUGGCCAAACCAUCAGGAUUGGCAAAGAUCCUAGAGGGGAGAGAUGGUGCUUAGAGCGGGAGAUCCCUCCCUGCUGAUUUUCUUCAUUUUAGCAAGCAGAGACUGUAAACCUGACUUAUUAGCUUAUGGACUGUAGGUACUACAAUUGUGUGAUUCAGCUGUUUGACACACUUUAUGUUUGUUAUAAUGUUCUUUGAUAUCUUUCCAGUAAGAUUUUUGUGUUCUGUGCACUUUCACUUCUCCUUUUUAACCUCAGUCCUAUGCAUAGCACAGCUCAAAUCUGUUUAUCCAGCAUCCUCUAUUACCAUGCCUUUUCUGCAGAUCAGUAGUAGGGAGGGAACUGCUGUUUUUCUUCAAGGCAUGUGGUUUCCUACUUGCUCUUAUUUGAUAGCAUUUUUUUUUAAGUGGACACCAGCACUUUGAACCAGUGUAAGAAGUUAGAAUAUUUGAGUGAAAAUGUAUUUGAGUGGAAAUGGGUCAUCUAGAACCAUGAUUACUGCAUCUUCUGUCAGUCACGGGACGCAUAGGUUAUUAAUAAAAUGAUGCAAGGGAAGGAUGUAAAAGCAUGAAUAAAUCUUAUUUUAACUACUGGUGAGAUGUAACACAGCCUUGAAAAUAACUAGGGCUUUUACGCAUGUGUGCACGUCUAAAGUAUGCAAGUCCUCUGUUAGUUUGAAAUAUCUGAAGCUUUCUACCAACUGCUGAUUUUUUCCUAAUGUUCAUUUUAGCUUAAAUGCUUGUUAAAUAAAGUGUAUCAGAGGACGCCAAAUAAGAGAA
Molecule: messenger RNA, 2305 nt
Organism: Oxyura jamaicensis (ruddy duck)
Lineage: Eukaryota; Metazoa; Chordata; Aves; Anseriformes; Anatidae
Gene: CRYZL1
Product: crystallin zeta like 1
Exons: 12
Coding region: 1-1050 (349 amino acids)
Molecular function (GO): oxidoreductase activity
Source: RefSeq, a predicted model, not a curated record